This is a messenger RNA of Trichomonas vaginalis G3, 459 nucleotides long. RefSeq names its product DNA/RNA polymerases family. The record is from RefSeq and is a predicted model, not a curated record. Lineage: Eukaryota; Parabasalia; Trichomonadida; Trichomonadidae. Bases 1 to 459 code for a protein of 152 amino acids. The transcript has a single exon.
AUGACACUCAAAUUGCUUAUGAAUUCGACAUGGGGAUAUUCCAUUAAGAAACCUCAAGAGAUGAAGAGUAAACAUUAUGAGAAGGUCGACAACUUUGUUGAAAGGUUCUCCCCUUUUGUUUUGAAAUACGAGUUCACCGAAGGUCAAAAUGGCUUAGUAACCACAUUAAAACCUAUUGUCGAACAUUGGUCCUAUCCUCAGUUCGCAAAGGCAGUCCUUGACAACUACAACAAAUUCUUCUCCGAAGUCAAAUCGAAAGUUGUGGUUUACUAUGAGAACAUUGACGCACUCAUGACGAACGAAGAAGGCUAUAACAAACUCAUUGAAAUGGGAAUGGUCGGUGAAAAGAUGGGUCAAUUCAAAUUGGACAAAAUUUUCACCGAAGUUCAUGUCCUCUCCAAGCGUAAGUACUGGGGCAUACUUGAAGACGGCACAGAAAUAAAACAUUGCAUGAAGUAA